Molecule: messenger RNA, 558 nt
Organism: Ophidiomyces ophidiicola
Lineage: Eukaryota; Fungi; Ascomycota; Eurotiomycetes; Onygenales; Onygenaceae
Exons: 1
Coding region: 1-558 (185 amino acids)
Source: RefSeq, a predicted model, not a curated record
AUGCGGUCUCGGGGUAUCUUUUUCGCUCUCUUGUUGAGUGCUUCUUCUGCGUUAGCAAGUCCAGUAGCCCAGGAUGGCCCAAAGCCUGUGGUUGCUAUGCCUAGCCCCCCAACGCAGCCUGAUCUUCCCAAGUGGCAUGGUCCGGUUCCUGACGAUUCUAACAAAGAGAAGAACUGCACGCCAUGGGAGCUAUGCAGCAAGAACAACUUCAGCACCUUUUCGCGAGUCUGUGUUUCCCCCGGAAACCCCGGCAAAAUCACCGGUCAAGUGAGGGAUAUAAAGUACGGCGACGGCCAUACGGGAGCAUGGACGAAAUUCGACCCAAAGCUCGGCCACUUCCCCGUUGUCUUUACAGUCUCAGUCAACGGUGUGGGAAUCACGAUGGCGGGCAAAGGCACCACGGAUCCCUUGUCUGUUGAGGCACCUUCACCACAGCCAAUUGGAGCCGGCUCAACAGUCAAUCUCCAGUACACUCUCUCCGGGGGCCAAUACGGACAAGAGGCAAAUACCGUACCUGAGGCCAGUUGCUUUUUCAAACUUAGACAUCUUAUCGCUUAG